This is a messenger RNA of Antechinus flavipes (yellow-footed antechinus), 6179 nucleotides long. RefSeq names its product MYD88 innate immune signal transduction adaptor (gene MYD88). The record is from RefSeq and is a predicted model, not a curated record. Gene Ontology annotation, molecular function: Toll-like receptor binding; TIR domain binding. The transcript has 5 exons. Gene Ontology annotation, biological process: defense response to Gram-positive bacterium; positive regulation of canonical NF-kappaB signal transduction; MyD88-dependent toll-like receptor signaling pathway. Lineage: Eukaryota; Metazoa; Chordata; Mammalia; Dasyuromorphia; Dasyuridae. The coding region runs from base 79 to 978 and encodes 299 amino acids. Gene Ontology annotation, cellular component: plasma membrane.
GAGGAGAAGGAAGAGAAGGAGCGGAGGGAGGAGGCGGCGGAGCUGGGGAAGUGGUUGGAACCCCGGCCGGAGCCCGCCAUGGCCUGCCCCAGCCCCGGCCCCAGCCAAGCGGUCACGGCCGAGGCCGCGAGCCCGGCCCCGGACAUUCACGACGUGCCCCUGGUGGCUCUCAACUUCAGGGUGAGGAGCCGGCUGUCCUUGUACCUGAACCCUCCCACCCAGGUGUCAGCCUACUGGCCCACGCUGGCCGAGGAGCUGGGCUUCCAGUACUUGGAGAUCGUGAACCUGCAGACGCAGCCCGACCCCACGCGCCGCCUCCUGGACGCCUGGCAGACGCGCGAGCGGGCCACCGUGGGCCGCCUGCUGGAGCUGCUCCACAAACUGGAGCGGCUCGACGUGCUGGAAGACCUGCGGCCCAGCAUCGAUGAGGAUUGCAAGAAAUAUCUGAAGAAGCAGCAGGAGGAAGCAGAAAAGCCUCUCCAAGUGCCUGCUGUGGAUAGCAGCAACCCUCAAACGCUGGAGUUUAUGGGCAUCACCAUUCAGGAUGAUCCACAGGCACCAGAAUUAUUUGAUGCUUUCAUCUGCUACUGUCCCAGUGACAUCCAGUUUGUUCAUGAGAUGAUCCAGCGCUUAGAGCAAACCGACUGCCGCCUGAAGCUGUGUGUGUCGGAUCGGGACGUCCUGCCCGGCACCUGUGUCUGGUCCAUCACCAGCGAGCUGAUUGAGAAGAGGUGUCGAAGGAUGGUUGUUGUCAUUUCUGAUGAGUAUCUGCAGAGCAAUGAAUGUGACUUCCAGACCAAGUUUGCUCUUAGCCUAUGUCCAGGGGCUCGACAGAAGCGCCUGAUUCCUGUCAAGUACAAGCCCAUGAAGAAGGAAUUCCCCAGCAUCCUGCGCUUCAUCACGCUCUGUGACUACACCAAUCCCUGCACCAGGAGCUGGUUUUGGCCACGUCUCGCCAGAGCUCUCUCCCAGCCCUGAGGUGCCCUCCCUCAGAGCCUCCAAAGACUGCUUGACUCCUGGGGGAGAAGGGUGGGCUGGUUUGGCUUCUUUCUUAAGCCCAAACUAGCCCCUACGGAUCCAUCUGGAGUCUGUAGUGUGCAUCUCCUGUGUGCGCUUCUGUGGGGCUUCACACCUGUAAUAUUGCAGAUCCAUCUGACCAGUAGGUCAGUUGAGGUCGGUGGGACUAAGCCCUAGGGAGUCACACAGUACAUAAGUAUUGGAGGUAGGUUUCGAACCCGGUCCUGGAUUUGCGCUACACUCUCUUCACUAUGCCAUGAUGCCUAUUGGUUGAGUGGCUCUAAGGAGAAAAGUUCAAUAUGACUGUUUCAAAGGAACGAAUCCUGUAGCUCCCUUCCAUGGGGAAAUCAUGAUGACUGUUUUAUUCUCUAAGUGCCUGCAAAUGACCACCCCAUUAAUAAUCCCUUGAAGAACUUUACAGAGCCUUGGGAUUCAGAAUUUAAAGCUUUUCCUUUUCCCCCCUUUUAUGAAAACCUCCAGGCGGGUAUUGCCUCUUAUUUCCCAUGAUUCCUUAAGUUUUUGUAAUCACAUCCACAAGUUAACUCGUUGUCUUUAGCUGCAGUUCAUGUGGGCAGCUGCAAGCUCCUUUAUUACAUCUUUGUGCUCCUUGGCUUUUGAGGAACCCUUUUUCUUCUUUCUUUCCUCAUGGAGAGAUCAUUCUCUCUGGUGGAAAAACCAGAAAUACGUGGCCAAGAUAUUGUCAUUUCCUCGACCACCAUCUCCCUUUGGUACACCACAUGACCUCAAGGAUCCCAUUUCUCACUCCAGAGAAGGCUGGUGUGGAAGGAGAUAGAACCAAAAUUCUUGGAGCCAAGCUCAAGGGACAGCCACCUGCAGAAAGAACAGAAUCGCCACAGACUUAAGGAAUAACCCUUCUUAUGGAGCCCCAACCAGGAAUUUUUGCCCCUGGAGGACCCACUAGGAACCACACCCAGAGCAAGAAAUAGGAAAGGCCCCAUAGUUGGAGGGAAUCUGGAUAUGGUCCCAGGGAAAUGGAGAGACAGACUCCACAGUAUAUAUAUAUAUUUUGUUAGGUUGCUGAGGGGUUGGAGUGGCAGGAUGGUCAAGGGAAGUAUUUCUUUCUGGGUAUAUUCCUAUGUAAGAAAUUCUUCCUGAAUAGGUCCUAAGUUCUGUUGUUUACAACCUCAAAAGGACCGUUGAUCAGGCACUCCUUAAAUUCAGCAUUCUGGGACAAAGCCCUGAGAAUCCUACCUUAGUUAUACUCUCUCAGCUUGACUGUAACCAACCCUAAUCUGUGGGCAGCCAGAGCCAAAACAAAGCAGGCUAGAGACAGGAGAGUCAGGAUACAAAUAGAAAUUUAACUAAUUUCAGAGUGAGGAAAAGGACAUCUGCAGGCAGAAAUUCACCUUCUAAGAAGGAGGGCUUAAUGAUAAAUGUGAAAAUUUGUAUAGAAGAAUUGUCCGUUCAACACAUAUUGUACAAGUUUAACAUAUUAACAUAUAUAUCUCCUUUAGGGGAGGAGAUAGGAGGAGAGGAGGGAGAAAAAUUUGGAAUACAAGGUUUUACAAGGGUGAAUGUUGAAAACUAUCUUUUCGUGUAUUUUGAAAAUAAAGAUUAUUUUUUUAAAAAGGAGGAGGAGAAGGGCUUAAAGCUGCUGAUGCUGAGGCCACUUGUAUACACUUAUAUACAUGAAAGGGAUUGGCCCACAUCCCAGUCAUUCUUAGAUCUUGAGAUAGUUCUCACGCUUAGCAUUUCUUGGGACGGUACAGGUGGUUCUUGGGUCCGAUGGGAACAGUCAUUGUCUCAAGUUUUUGGAGUCGUGGCCAUGAUGUGGGCACAGAACCAGAAUUCUGAGAUGGGAAUAAGAGUGUAGUAUCAGUCAAUGACAAGGAAGAGGGACUGUAACCAUGCGAUGGAUGAUGGCCCUGGGAAAUAAGGGGAACUAAAUGAAUGUUGGUCUAAGCAAAGGGUGAUAUCACCUGAAUAUAAAGGAUUGCUGUUAUGUCAGAUUAAGGACACGGUUUGCUUGCUUUCCCAGUCUUAGCUCUGCAAAGUAGAAUAUCUCCAAAAUAUUUGACAUUUCCCUUUUUGGGUCAAAAGGCAAAGGGUCUGAAAAACCCCCUCCUCUUAUGGCUAAUAAAGGAGAUACAGGUACAUGCCAUGGGAUAUUAUUGCCUAUGGGGUUAAUUACUUCAGGAGAUAUACCGGAGAAGUAUGUCCCAGAUAUCAUUGCUAACCAUUGUUUGAAAAGAGGGGGCGCCAAGAACAUCAGAGUGAAAAAAACGCCAAAAUACACUUAAAUCAGGGCCUUCGUGUUUGGGUACAUACCAAAAAGGGACAAAGAGAGAAAAAAAAUUAGAACAGUAGAUUCAGCCAUUAUUUGUCCAAAAUCUUGGGAUAGCUGUCUCCUCUGGAUGUCAGCUGCUUCUGGAUCCAUCUACUCAGGAAUAGGGACUUACUGAAGUAAGAUGAUCCAGGUGCAAUAAAGUUUUUCCUCAUAAUUCCCAAAAUUGCAUAAUUACAUUAUCAGAUACAUAUCGAAUUAUUUAGAGGGCUCACAAAUGAACUAAUUUUGAGAAGGGAGAUUUACAUGUCACCAAAGUAACCAAGAAAAUGUAAACGUUAGCAUCAAGUCCCACAUAACAGAGCAAACCAAACUAUCUCUUGGUCUAUGGGGAGUCAAAACAGAGAAGGCAGAAGCAGUGGCUUAGGGGAACAGAAAGGAGAGAUGGGCUAGUCCCAGAUGUUUCAUAUAGUUAUCUGGUUCAUAGCUAUCUUUUCUUGGACAAUAAGCUUUUUUCUCAGGAUGACUCUAAAGGAAGCUUUGCUUCUCUGAUUCCAAGUCCACAGAAUAUGACCAAAUUUAAUGCAAUCACUUAAAUUUGGUUCUCCAGUUAUGAAACUUGAGAGAAUUUCAGUUUAUACAUCAUUUGCUGAUUCUAGCUUUACCUAAAUCCUGGACCUGAGAUCAUGUUUGAUAAAAUUCAUUUGUAAAUUUAUCUGAUUCUAGUGCUAUUUUUUUUUUUAGGAAGCUCAUUUAUGGCAUGUUUUUCUGCCUUUUAAAAUUAUCAAACAGAUACUUUAAAGAUGGAAAGAUAUUUUCACUUUCUGUACUAUUAUCAAUACAAUUUAUGUGUAAAAUCAAAUUAAUCCUUCAUUAAUAAAACAUUAAAACUUACUACCAAAAUAUAAAUUUCUAUGAUUGGUAAAUUUAGAAGCCAAUCAUACAGAUCUGUAUAUAGUUCCUAGAGGAAACAGUCUAAUCUUUUUUUUUUUCAAAAUUUACUAUUCCAUUUAAUUAAAAAACUUUUAUAUUACAUCUUUGUCUUAUUAUCUUGUCUAAUUUCCCUCUUUGGAGAAUAUUUUAUAAUCUGACCACAAAUAUAAGUUAAAAUUGUAAGAUGUUCAUACUUGCAUCCUAUUAUAAUAACUUGGAGAUGUCCCCGUAUCGAUCUAUUAUUUAACAGAUUUAGUUUAUACUUACAAAAUUUCUUGAUUUUAGAAUUUUGUUAUAUGAGGGGGAAAACUCUAGCUCUAGAUUCCAGGCAUGAGUCAUAUCUGAUAGCCAGUCCUAUAGUCAGAGAUUGUUUAAUGAUUUAAGAUUAACUUUUUCAGCAAGAAAAUAGCACAAUGGGAAAAUGGAGUCAGAAUGUCAUCUAGGCUGUGUCCUUAGUAGUCCCCAGAUUGCUGCAUGUGCCAUUUUCUACUAUUGGCUUUAUAAUAAUUCAAUCAAAGUUCAAAACAAAAGUAAAUUUAUAGUCCCAGGAAUUUUUACCUCAAAUAACAAAAUUUUACUAACCACAACUUAGAGCUUGAAAAUCUUUCCUGAUGUUUCCCUAAUAGUUAAUAUUUUAUUAAUUCUUUACUUAUAAGUUAAAACUACUCCUAUUCUGGAAUUUCAAACAUAUAGGAAAUAUUUGAUUUUGACUCAUCAUUAGUAUGCUAAAGCUACAUCUUUAAACCACCUUAUACACUUUUCAUAAUAGCCAAGAUAUUCAAAUGAAAAUCUGCUAUCAUAGUAAAUAUUAUUAGAGCUAAUAUUAUUUUACCUCUUUAUAACUAAAUAUACCUUAUUAAAAUAUUAAAGAAUUUUCAAAUAUCCAUUUUUCAUCCAAACCUUUGUGUGAUGAUAUCCAGAUUAAGAAAUUGCUUUGUCUAACAGCAUUUCUGUCUCACAAUGGUCUCUUAAAUUUUACAAUACAAAUUUUAAAAUAAAAUACAAUUUAGAAAUAUAAGAAUAACACAAACAAUAAAUUGGAGAUGACAUUAAUUGCAUUUCUAAAUCAUCACAAGUAGAAAUCAUUGAUCUAUUAUCUUUAGCAUUUUAAAACCACUUUAAAGUUAUUAAAUAUGGAACAAUUAUAUUCGAUUAGAGAAAUAAUAAUGUAACAGUAUAUUCCAGUCACAGUGUUAAGUACUUUACAAUUAUAUCAUUUUGAUCUCACAACAACAAUCAUUAUUAUUUCUCUCUUUACAAAUUAGAAAACUAGGACAAACACAGACAAAAUAACUUGCCAUAAAUUGCAUGGCUCGUUUGGAACAGAGAAGAAUGAGGAAAGGCUGGCUGGCUCCCCUACCUUGAACUUGUACACUAGAUAUUGCAGGGGCAUCUGGAUUCUCCCACUGACUGUCUGAGUUUUGGGGGGGAUGCAGUAGAAUGCACUGACUAGGGGCUGUGGUGGCUGGUACUGGGACCCUCCUAUUGGUAGGAUUGGGGAAUUGGUGGAGCAGAGUAUUUGGGGUCCACUGUAGUUGCUGUCCCCCUUUCUCUCAGGUAGGGCAGAAUUUGUAUUUUCCUACAAUUCUCCAGCAUUCUCUUUUGUUAAUUGAUGUGAGAUGAGAGUGACAGGGAUUGUAAUGGUUUUGUUAGUUCCCACAACUAAGAUACACCUAUGAGUCCAGGGAAGGAAAGUGGGGCAUGUUGGUUGAGUGAUUGGAUCUGUGGGAAGGGUCCCUCAAUGCUUUCUGGGGUACUUUCCCUUUUUCAACAACCUCUUUGGCCUUUAUUUAAAGGGGACAUAUUUUCUUUUCAUAAUGGUGUAGAAGGGGACUUGGAGACAAAAUAGAAAGUCAAUGAAAAGUUAACAAGAGAUUGCUAUUUACCUAAAUGUUUCUUCUAUUUCUUGUUUAUUUCUGGGCUUUCUGCCAACUAAUUUUUCUUCACUGCCCUAAAACAAUAAAGCUAUUAAUCUUGUCAUUUA